Molecule: messenger RNA, 4256 nt
Organism: Micropterus salmoides (largemouth bass)
Lineage: Eukaryota; Metazoa; Chordata; Actinopteri; Centrarchiformes; Centrarchidae
Product: protein disulfide-isomerase-like
Exons: 11
Coding region: 2526-4067 (513 amino acids)
Biological process (GO): protein folding; response to endoplasmic reticulum stress
Cellular component (GO): endoplasmic reticulum
Source: RefSeq, a predicted model, not a curated record
AGCGCGGGGUACUUCCGGUCUGCGCAGAGGCAUUACGAGGCUACCCAGCCGACCAAUCACAGAGCUUACAGUCUGCGUCGACUCGACGUGUAGUUACAUUUUGGAGGAGGUGCACGUCAGGCGACGCCGUAGCCUCUGCACAGCCCCGUCACCUACGCCGUCGAUUUGACGCAGAAGUAUAAAUUGCACUUUAUGCUGUUUGAGAUGUUAAAAGAUGUCAGAGUUGGGAUCCUAUGAAAUUCAAACUCACCACUGCUUUUUGCUUUGAAGGACAAAAUUCCAAUCUUUUAACAGCAAAAGUACAUGAUACCAAAAAGAUCUGAUUUUCAUUUUAAUUUUAUCUUUCUGAUCAUAUUUCAUCUCUGACAGAUGGGAUGGUUUGGGUUGACACACAUAACAUUUUAAGGCAUUCUUCACAAGCAGACAAGUUUUUCUGAUACAUAGAAGGAAACUAGACAAGAACAUGUUUUAUUACGGUUUUGACCUUUUGUAAGAAUGUAAUGUAGUUUUAAAAUCAAAUUAAUGGCUAUUAAAGGUUGACAUUACUGAAUCCACCCCAAAAGUGCACCUUUACGCUUUACAUUAAUGAGUGCAGACAAAAGACUAAGCAAAGAUAAACAGAGGAAAUUUAUGAUUAUCAUAACAAUGUCUAGGACAUUCUGUAUUUUUAUGAUAUUGUAUUUUAUAUAUUUAAAAACUAAAAGAACAAAACUUGAAUACUUCGCUUUCUAAUGCAGAUACAGCUAACACUUGUUUUUACUUUAAUGAUGAAGGGGGCAACUUUUCCAGGCUUGAAUGCCAGAUAAGAAAGCCUGUUGUGAAUCAUGUUGACUUAACAUGCUGUAAUUUAUUUUUCUGCACAAUUCUUCUUUUAAAGGCCCUGCAUAGCCAAGGUAAACCCACACAGUUGAUUUGACUGAUUAGACCUUUUGUCUGGAAUGUGUGGGCGUGUACAGACCACUCCACUGACAUCUCACCUGCGCUUCCUUUAGUUUUAUUGCACCUAUUAGGGCAGGACAAAUAACAUCGUUAUCAUCUUUAUUAUACAUGGAAGCUAGUUGGCCUGAUGCAACAUACCUGUGUGGUUGUGCAGUGCCUUUAAGGUACAGUCUGCUACAACUCAAAUUGAUUGACGGAAGUUUGAAUACAAAAGGCAAUAGCAACAUUUAUUGGUUGCUGCAAGAAAAUAUACAUUACUGAAGUUUAAAGUGCUAUCUAGGAUUCAAACUCUUCAACUGUGUAUACUGUGACUCAAAUUUACAAGGUAAAAAACAAUACAAAUGGUGUCUUUGUUAUUAUCUAUGUUAUUGUUGUGACGCAUACUUUGGUAUAUCAUUUACAUCAUGUACAACUCCAGUCAAUGAAGCUGAUUAUUAAAGUGAUUUUGUUUUCCAUUUAAUUCCAUUCUUAUCAUCUUAUAACUUUCUUGCUAGGAGUUAGAUGAGAAUGUCUGUGUGUCCAUAUGUGAAGCUGCAGUCAGGAGAGGGCUAUUAAUCUCUUACCUUGCACUUUACUUUAUUAUUAAUCAACACGCACAAAAAAAGAACUCCCCAAUAUUUCUUGACUGCGAAUUACAACUCUGAAGCUGAUGAACAUUUUUUCCAUCUUGACGUCUUGUAAUUACAGUCUUUUUUUGUACAAGAUAUAACUUAAUUAGUAAAUUAGUGUGCUUUAGAGAUGUUAGUUGGCAGGCAUUGUUUCCUUUGGACAGAACCAGGUCAGCUGUUUCAUGUCUCUAUGUAAAGCCUCUAGCUUCAUAAUAUACCAGACACAGCACAGCACAGCAACAAGAUUUUCAAUCUUCUCCUAUAAACUUCUGCAAGAAAGCGAAGUGUAUUUCUCAAAUUCUUGAUGUAUUCCUUUAAUGAUAUCACCGCACCAGGUAUAGAAAACAGGGUGAAGGUUGUGGUUGAAGGAAACAUGUGGUGCCAGUACUGCUGAGUCAAUGCCCUUCAAUAUAGUGACUGAUUGAUGCACCUGCUUUACCUGUCGUGGUCCAGCAUCCCUGCCUCCUGUUUUUUAAUCAAAAUGUUUUCAUGUUAUUAUUUAUCAUUCUAUCAUGUUGAUAGGGAAAUAAAAAUGGUCUCUGGUUACUUUGACAAAGCUGUAAAGUAGUUUUAUUUUUUCAAAAUAUGUGCAAGUGGGUGGCUUUUGCAUAUGAACACGCAUAUGUUUGAGUGCUUGAGCAUAAUGUGUGUGUGAUUGGUGUGUGCAUAUGCUUUUGUGCUUCCAUUUUGACCUUGUUCAGGCUAACAGUUUUAGGCAAAGGGCAUUUAGAUAUUAGUGAUAUACUUGAUAUGAACAGCAACCAAUAGCAGACAUACAACAGGGCUCAGAUAGGAAAGUUAAUCAGCUACAGACUUGUGGGCCUAGUCGGCAGAUAACAAAAGCAUUUACAACUACCAGCUCAGCACUGAUUCACAUACACACAUAUAUAUAUCUCUGUCCUACCUUUCACCACUCCUUCCCUACCGUCUGUCAAGCUUGUUCCAGUGGCCAGUUUGUCAGUCUGUGAGUGAACCGUCAUGAGGACACUGCUGCUGCUGUGGGCGACGACCUUGUGUCUCUGUGUGUUUGUCGCCGCUGACACACAGGCAGACAAAUCAUCCCCUGAGAAGGAUGGAGUUUUACAGCUGAAGAAAGGAAAUUUCAACAGGGUACUGAGAAAACAUAAACAGCUGCUGGUGCACUUCUAUGCUCCUCUGUCUGGAGAAGGCUAUCGAGUCUCAGCAGCCUUCGAAGGUGCUGCUGCAGAGCUUCAGGGGUCAGAGGUCAAACUGGCAGUGCUUGAUGUGACAAAGGAGAAGGACCUCGCUAAAGAACUCAAUGCGACAGGACUUCCCACAAUCAGGCUGUACCUUUCCGGAGAUAAACACAACCCUGUGUUCUGUCCUGCUCCUAAGAGCUCGGCUUCCAUCUUGACCUGGCUGAAGAGGAGGGCUGGGUCUGCUGCUGACCUCAUCACUGAUCUUAGCCACUCCGAGGUCUCAGAGGAACUGACAGUGGUUGGAUUCUUUAAGGAGCUGAACAACGAGUACAUCCAGGUGUUCUACGCUGCAGCGAUCGACCUUCCUGAUGUUAACUUUGCUGUGACACAGAACAAUGAAGUUAUCAGCAAAUAUGGUGUCACAUAUGAUGUAGUACUGCUACUCAAAAAGUCUAAGCUCAUCCAGGCUUACAAAAUGAUGCCUCAGACAUCCAAAGAGGAGCUGGUCGUUUUUAUCACCGUCUACCAGAUGGACCCAGUGACUGAGUACACUGGUCAGACAGCCAAUCAGAUAUUAACAGCACCUGUGUUAAACCACGCCCUCCUGUUUGUCAACAAAAGCUCUGCUGACUUUAAAGAGAUCUACUCUGGUUUUAACAGUGCUGCUACAGCAUUCAGGUUGAAGAUUUUAUUUGUGUGGGUGAACGUGGAUGAGCCCCGUAAUGGCAGGCUAAUGGAGUACUUCCGGGUUCGUGAUUUUGAGGCUCCACUCAUCCGAAUGGUCAACCUGACAGACCAUGUGACCUAUCACCUGCCUUCUGAAACUUUGGAUGUAGAAACCAUAAAAACAUUCUGCCAGUCCUACCUAGAGGGCAAGGCUAAGCCUAGGAUGCAGAGUGAGCCGAUACCUGAAGGUUGGGACAAACAGCCGGUGAAGGAGCUGGUGGGAAUGACUCUGGAGAAAGUCGUCUUUAACCCCAACAAGACUGUUUUUGUCCUCUUCUAUCUUCCCUACAGUCAGGAGUCACGUGCUGUGUUUCCACUUUGGGAGGAGUUAGCUGAGACCUUGAAGGAUCGAGAAGACAUUGUCAUUGCUCGCAUCGAUGCCUCAGCCAAUGACAUCAACAUGUCAAUGCAGGGCACCUACCCAUCACUCUGUUUGUUCCCUGCUCUAUAUGCUGAAAGAAUGCUGGUUUACCCUGGUAAGAGGAAGUUGAAGGACCUGGUUAAGUUUGUAGAUAGAGAGAUGGAGAAAGCCAAAAAAGACAGAGUGAAGGAGGAUGAAGACAGGAGGAAGUACAUCGAGGCCAUAAAAGCUGAAGAGGCAAAAAAAGCCAACAAAUCCAAAGAUGAGCUUUAAUCCAAAAACAAAGAGAGUACACUGUGUGUGUGUGUGUGUGUGUGUGUGUGUGUGUGUGUGUGUGUGUGUGUGUGGUAUACCUUUCAGUCUGUACUUUCUAAACAUGUAUCAGGUUUUAUCUACUCAACCAAGUUGUCAAUAAGCAUCUGGUCAAUCAAAUCUAAUAAAGUCUUCACUUACAAACUCUCA